Parasteatoda tepidariorum (common house spider) is the source of this 1582-nucleotide messenger RNA. Its product is annotated as innexin inx2-like. The record is from RefSeq and is a predicted model, not a curated record. Gene Ontology annotation, cellular component: plasma membrane; gap junction. Gene Ontology annotation, biological process: phototransduction. Gene Ontology annotation, molecular function: gap junction channel activity. Lineage: Eukaryota; Metazoa; Arthropoda; Arachnida; Araneae; Theridiidae.
AUGGGGAUGAGUCCUUAAUAUUAAUUUCUUUUGCACUGGGUCUGGCAACCGAAGUAUUACGCUUCAACCGUAACCCUUCACUUCAUGACUAUGACAGACAGACUUCCACCUUAGAACUAAAUCACACUGGUCUAACCCAUAACCGUGAACUUGCAGUGCCCAAAUUUGAAUAGGACAAAAUGUUCGAAAUCUUCAACGAUCUCAAAGACUUCAUCAAAGUCGACAGUAUUCAGAAUGACAACAAUAUAUUUAGGCUUCACUACAGGUUCACUGUACUGGUUUUGGUUGGAUUCAGUAUACUAGUCAGCUGCCGUCAGUAUUUAGGCGAUCCUAUAGAUUGCAUUCAGAGCGAUGAUAUUCCGGAAAACGUUCUAGAAACUUAUUGCUGGGUACAUUCUACUUUCACAUUACCUGAUGCCUGGUAUAAAAAGGUUGGUGUUGAAGUACCCCAUCCUGGUAUAGACAAGUACACUCCAGGAGAGACUAAAAAGUACCAUUCGUAUUAUCAGUGGGUGUGCUUUGCGCUGUUUUUGCAAUCGUGUCUGUUUUAUCUGCCGAGAUACAUGUGGAAAUUCUUCGAUAGCGGUAAAUGCAGGACACUGGUCAUGGGUCUAAAUUGUCCAGUUUUGAAACCUGAAGACGUAACACUCUGCAAGUUUUUGCUCGUCGGAUAUUUGAAAACACACCUUGACAGUCAUGGAGGAUACAUUACAUCGUUCAUAAUGCUCGAAAUCUACAACUUUUUGAACGUGGUAGCUCAAAUAUUUCUGAUGGACACGCUGUUUGGAGGUCAGUUCAGUACAUUUGGGUUCGAUGUCAUCUCGUUUUCGAACACCGAUCAAGAAUACCGAACGGAUCCGAUGGUAAAAGUGUUUCCACGUAUGACAAAAUGCACGUUCCAUCGCUAUGGAUCUUCUGGAGAUAUACAAAGGCAUGAUGCUUUGUGCAUUCUGCCAAUUAACAUACUCAACGAAAAAAUCUACAUAUUUUUGUGGUUCUGGUUUAUCAUUCUCGCUGUACUGUCUGGCAUUGUUUUAGUGUUCCGAUUCGUGUUGAUAGUAUAUCCAGCGUCGCGCUCAUAUAUGCUUACGCAAAAAUGUGGAAUAAUAGAUAGAAAAGAUUUAAACACAGUGAUGAAACACGUGAAAUUAGGAGACUGGUUUGUGCUUUACUUACUUAGCAAGAACAUUGAUUCAGUAUUUUUUAAGGAAUUAAUGCACGAAUUCGCUGAAGAAUUAAGAGAAGGUAAACCAAACAUUUUGAGAGGAAUUGGGAAAAAAUCAUCUCGAAAGGGGAGUGACGCCGAAGGAAUAAUUUUGGAACCAGAAUGGGAUCCAUAUGAUGUUUUCGUGGAUUUGACAUCAAGAGAGUUUCAAGAACUUUAUGCAUCCGAUGAAGAUGAUAUUUAAUCGAUAAACAAUAAGAACUUUCCUUAAUAAAAAAUUAUCGUUUUCCUUUUUAAACGGAGACUUAUAAUAGAAAAAGUUUAUUUAUAUAAGCAUUUUUUUACUUGAUAAUUGCAUCGAAGAGUUAAUGAUUCUCUCUUGAACUUUAAUAACAAAAUAAAUAUUUUUUUCAUGUU